AUGCAGUUUUUCACUAGCACCAAGGCUAUCCUAGCAGUCCUCGCAGCCCAAACCGCACUCGCGAGUCCCACCAAUCCCGAGAUGUCGCUGAACCCCCGAGGACCUUACUGCUGGACUGCUGGAGCCGUCAACGGACAAUGCGGUCAGGUCUGGGACUUCGAGAACUGCAGCGGCAAGAACCUUCAGCAGAUCGCCCCUGACUGCAAGCAAACAUGCCGCAAAGCCCCUGCGGGUGCAAAGAGCAUCAUGGCGUGGGGAGAUGGGACUUACGGGACGACUUGCUACAUGUAUGAGGAUGAGAACUGCACCCAAGAGAUCAGGCGGACAUCCAACACUAUCGAGAGCUCUUGUGCUACACCUGUCGGGCAGACCAUCAGAAGCUACAAGUGUCUCGCCAAGUGCUGA
Neoarthrinium moseri is the source of this 405-nucleotide messenger RNA. RefSeq lists its product as uncharacterized. The coding region runs from base 1 to 405 and encodes 134 amino acids. The transcript has 2 exons. NCBI's taxonomy places the organism in Eukaryota, Fungi, Ascomycota, Sordariomycetes, Amphisphaeriales, Apiosporaceae. The record is from RefSeq and is a predicted model, not a curated record.